Funneliformis geosporum is the source of this 1686-nucleotide messenger RNA. Lineage: Eukaryota; Fungi; Glomeromycota; Glomeromycetes; Glomerales; Glomeraceae. The record is from the annotation of a GenBank genome assembly.
AUGAAACAGGCAGCCUUAUCUUGUCAGGCUCAGGCACAUGAUUGUAAUCUUAAUAUUUGGUCUCCAUUCGAUAAACCCGAAAAGCCUCUUAUCCAUUCAGUACCAUCGGGUCAUACUGCAAAUAUCUUUUCUGCUAAAUUUCUGCCAAAGACAAAUGAUCGACAUAUAGUUUCAUGUUCCGCUGACGGAAUCGUUAGGUUCACGGAUCUUAACGAUUUUAUUGCUUAUUCUCCUUCCAAUGGUUGGAACCCUUCACCAGCAUUUAAAUGUCACACGAAUAUGGCAUUUGAAGUUUUACCCGAUCCAAAUAAUCCAUACGUGUUUUUCUCUUGUGCAGACGAUGGUCGAAUAAAAAGAUAUGAUCUCCGCAUUAGUAAAUCUUGUGAUGAAAAUUGUAAGCGUCAUACAUUUUUGGACAUGAAUCCAACGCGUAAACCAAAGAGGAGUGAUUUACAAAGCAGAGACCAACCUAAUGAUAAAAAUGAUGAUGCUCGUUCACAAAGCGAACCCGAGUCAGAACAACAAUCAGAUCGUACGAUAAAUUUUUUUCCAUUUCGCACACGUAGAGAAGUGGGCGUCACGGCUAUAUCGAUCAGACCAGAUAAUCCUGAUUAUAUGGCUACUGCUUGUGGAGAUGAUACUGUACGAAUAUAUGACCGGCGCUUUAUCUCAUCAGGUUCAAAUAUUUCUUAUCAUCAAGAUAGCCAAGUUUAUCGAUUUAUUCCUACUGCAAUGCGACAAAAUCUGGAUAAAGAAUCAUCGAAUCAUCAUCGAAUGACUAGUUUGAAAUAUGAUCCAAAUGGUGGUGGUGAUUUAUGUGUUAGUUAUAGUAGUGAUAAAGUUUAUUUACUCAGGCCAGGAGCUGGUCUAAUUGAUAAGCCAAGAAAGACAAGAAAAGGAGCAGUUAGUAUAUCGAAAAAGAAAGAACGUGACGAAUCAGAGUCUGAAAGUAAACCGUCAGAGGAUAACGUGGAAAGAGAGUCCCCUAUUACAAAAAUGGUUGGUAAAGGAAAAGCAAAAGAAGAAAAUUCAUUUGAAGAAAGAGACACUAUUCCAACAUCAUAUUUAUUUGAAAAUACUAUUAAAAAUAAAGAGGUUGAUAAUUAUGAUGAUGAGGUUUUGAGUGAUCAAGAUAAUCGGCAGCCUGAAAUACAAAAAAUUAAUGAAAUCGAGGAAGAAGACGACGAUGAUGAUGAUUACAUGUAUAGUUCUGGUGAGGACGACGAAGAGGAUAUAGAUGAAGCGCACGAUGAAGAUAUAGCCAUGUCCUACACCGGUCAUUUAAAUUCUAGAACUAUGAUUAAAAAAGCAUAUUUUUUUGGAGCAAAAUCCGAAUAUAUUAUGUCUGGUUCGGAUGACGGUAGUGUAUUUAUAUGGGAUAAACUGACAGGAAAAAUUGUCAAUUUAUUAAAAGGGGGUGACACGAAGGUUGUAAAUUGCGUUCAACCACAUCCGUAUUAUCCAAUUUUAUGUACAUCCGGAAUUGAUUAUGAUGUGAAACUUUGGUAUCCUAAAGGAGAAGAAAAUGAUCUUUCAGAUCUUGAAAGGAUUUUAAAGCAUAAUGAAGAAGCAGCGCUUCAAGAAAAUGCUAUGGGUAGAUGGGGAGGCACCGAUAAUCAAUUUUCGAUAUUAUUUGCUUUACUCAGCGAGUUCGGAGCUAACAUGUCUAACAUGUUUGAUGAAUGA